Botrytis cinerea B05.10 is the source of this 2375-nucleotide messenger RNA. RefSeq lists its product as hypothetical. Bases 580 to 2055 code for a protein of 491 amino acids. The transcript is spliced from 2 exons. Gene Ontology annotation, molecular function: zinc ion binding. Lineage: Eukaryota; Fungi; Ascomycota; Leotiomycetes; Helotiales; Sclerotiniaceae. The record is from RefSeq and is a predicted model, not a curated record.
GUUGACCAUAUCACACUAUGCCACACGAUGCCAUCCGAUGCUAACUGCAAUUAUAUCUAGAGUCCCUUCAAGACGUUUCUGAAACUCUCAAACAUUGUCUCGAGACUGCUUGCUGCGAAUUACUGCGAAUUGCCACAGCUUACCACGACGCACUACGACUGAUUACAACUCACCACCACCGCCCACGAGUAAGAGCCUUACCACCUUAACCCCAAAACACGAUAGAGUCUAGAGCUUCCAGUCCCAAGUCCCAAGUUCCAAGUCCCAAGUCCCAAGUCCCGGUCACUUUAAACUCAAAGCUUCAGUAACUGUCCGACUGCCAUUUAUUCCUCCUAUAUGUAAAGAGCCUUCUCCCUACCAAACGUCUUGAUUUGAUUAGAAAUUAUUCGCAUCUUUAUUCCUACGACCUAAUUUGUCACACACGUCUCUCUCUCUCUCUCUCCCUCCCUCUUCUUCUCAUAUUAUCCACAACUUACAUCAUAUACAAGGCCAAAUCCAAUCAGUCUUUAGGGGAUUAAUCCUCGGAUAUCUAUCCAAUCCAUCCUUCCAUCCGCACGCCCAGUAAAGAACAACAAAAUAAUGUCUCUAUAUGAAUGUUCCAGUUGUACAGAGCCCAUCCGUCCCGACCGGGCUCGCAUUCAAUGUCAAACCUGCACCGACUACAAUCUCUGCACCAACUGUUUCGCCAUCCAAAAGACUUCACGCACGCAUCUCCUCAGCCAUCCCACCGCCAUCAUCAAAACGAGCGGGACCAGCACCCCCACCGUUCCUCCCCCAGUUCCUCCUCGUCCCCUCCCGCUUCUCCCGCCGCGAAAAGAUACCCUCACCAACAUCACCGCCCCCAAUCCCCCGCCCAAAAAAGUCGAGCUCCCAACCGCUAACUGGGGCGCCCUGUGGGAUAUCGUGAAACCGAGUAAGAAGCCCAAAAAUUCGAGCGGGGGCCCAAGAGAUCUCCUUAUUAUCCAACCACCUCCGAAUGACGACGGGUUUAUCAAUCACAAUCUAACUUAUUCGGAUUCUCCCCUGACUAAAUUACGACCGGACUUACCUGCGCAAUCUUUUGAGGGUUCUUUUGAGGGGAAAAUCAAAUUGGAAGCCUUUACCAAUCCAUACGCUUCGCUGGCGCCCCCGAUGCCGUCGGAAUGGAGUCCCUUUUUUCAAAAGGAUGGAGCAUUUAAUGCGAUUUUUGUGGAUUUAAUGACGACCAUGUUUUUGUGUUUGGACGUGGAGGGCACGAAUGAAUUGAGUCCGGAGGUGUGGAGUGCAUUUUUGGAGAUGCAGGGGGUGGGGAUGGAGAAUAAUAUUUGGCAAAAAACACUCUACACAACCGGGGGACCUCAAAAUCAAGAGAUUGCCGACCUCGAGUUGGGUAUCUUCUUCAAAACGCAUGAUAUCUCCCACACGCUUUCGGUGCGCCACGCGUCGAAUCUUCCGCCUCCUUCGCCGUCUCCUACGGCGGGAGAACGUAUCCGGAGAUCGAUUUCGCUCGGCGCUAAUAUGCCGAUGUUGAGUCGACAGGGGUUUAUAGAUGUCAUGGGUAUGGAAAUGCUGCAGGAUCCAGAUGAGGGACAUAGACGGUUGGAAGGGGUAGUGAGGGAUUACGCUAUUUGGAAGCCGCUGGGGGACGUACCGCGGGAGUGUUUUCUGGAUGGGAAGAUAGAGGGAAGAGGGAAGAGAAGGAGUUUAUUGGAGAUGAGUGAGGAGAAGGAAGAGGUGGAGAGGAAGAUCAUGGAGGGAAUGUUUAGGGGUGUGGGAGCGGGGAAGAUCGGAGGAAGGAAUAGGAGUGAGGAUUCGGAGGAGAGGAGGGACAGGUCGAGAUCGAGAUCGAGAUCGAGCUCAGGGGACAGUAGAAAGACGGAUCCAGCCGUGCCGGAAAGAUUCGCCUUUGAUACCACGGACGAGGAAGAGCGAACGGGAGAUAGAAAAUCACCCUUCUCCCAUAUUGAAGUCGACGUCAUCCCCGAGGAUGAAUUCGAGGAUACUUACGAUGAGAUCAAUCGGAUCUUGUCCCGAGAAGAUAUUGGUCCUACCGAUAUUAUUGGAGCGGCCAAAUAAUCACCCACCCAAUUACCUACAAAACUUAUACCACCUACCCAUUAACGAAUUUACGAAUUGUCUCAAAAGCAUGCACGCUUCUAUUUUUUUUUGUCCUCGAUCUUUUCACACUCACUUUACACAUUUCUUUUGUCAUUUUUGAUUGCUUGGCUGGUUGGUCGGUUGAUUGAUGGUUCUGAGGAGUUUUUUUAACAGCGUCUGUCGGAUGAACCGACCAUAGGUUCCGGUUCUGGGGUGUUUGAUAUCUUAUGUCUUAUAUCUUGUCUUGUCUUGUCUUGUGUGUGCGUUUUAAAAUAGUAACAGAAUAUACCCUAAUAAUA